Daphnia magna is the source of this 1059-nucleotide messenger RNA. RefSeq names its product histone H2A. Gene Ontology annotation, cellular component: nucleosome. Gene Ontology annotation, molecular function: structural constituent of chromatin; protein heterodimerization activity; DNA binding. The transcript has a single exon. NCBI's taxonomy places the organism in Eukaryota, Metazoa, Arthropoda, Branchiopoda, Diplostraca, Daphniidae. The record is from RefSeq and is a predicted model, not a curated record. Bases 65 to 445 code for a protein of 126 amino acids.
AAUCUUGUUCUCAUUAACAAUUUCCUCAGUGUAGGAACUAGUUGAUCUAUUCUAUACUCUUGUCAUGUCUGGUCGUGGUAAAGGAGGCAAAGUAAAGGGAAAGUCAAAGACCCGCUCAAGCAGAGCUGGACUUCAAUUUCCCGUCGGUCGUAUCCACCGAAUGCUCCGUAAAGGCUCGUACGCUGAACGUGUCGGUGCUGGCGCCCCUGUAUAUUUAGCUGCUGUCAUGGAGUACUUGGCCGCUGAGGUACUUGAGUUGGCUGGAAACGCAGCUCGUGACAACAAGAAGACGCGUAUCAUCCCUCGCCACUUGCAAUUGGCAAUCCGCAACGACGAAGAAUUGAACAAACUUCUCUCUGGUGUCACCAUCGCUCAGGGCGGUGUUUUACCCAACAUCCAGGCGGUUCUCUUGCCCAAGAAGACCGAUAAGCCCGCCAAGGCCUAAUUUCUUCACCACUUCUCUUGUAAAAAAAAAGGCCCUUUUCAGGGCCACCACAUAUUACAGAAACGUCAAUAUGCCUCCGUCGUAUUUUUGAAAUCUAUUAAACUAAAUUCAAAUGACCAUAGAGUCUGAACUUGGAUUGGGUUUUCGUAGUGUCAAACGUUCGUUUCGCUCCGAAUGACUGCAAUCUUUGUGUACAAGGCCGUAGUCUAUUUUCUACCUGUUCCUUUUUGCCCCCUAUUCUUCCUACUAAAUUUAUCUGUAGUCGUGAUCGUAUGAACCCUUAAAUCCAAACUUUGAAAUCAAAAUGGGUAAACCCAUUUUACGAUUUGCCUGUUCCUUUUCAUGGAGUUGCCUUAUUUCUGUGAUAUUUGUUUUUAAACGCCACUAUUCUUAAGUCUUUUUAGAUAAUAAAUAAAAGCUUUUACUGGCUUUGUUCUGCGCAUGUAGAUAUGCUCAAGUGAUCACUCAUACAUGUCGGUCACCAGCCCAAUCAAUAGUUUCCCGAUCCUCACCAUGCCCGUUCACGGCAAGAAAUUGAAUCAUGUUGCUUUUUGAUUAUUUUUUAAUGCGAAAGAAGAAAACAUUUUAAUACAAUAAUUACCGAUUGAAACAGA